UUGUUUUAUUGCCACUUCCCCUCAAAAGACCUCUUGGCUUCCUGGUUUUGAGGGCUGCAGUUGUUUUUGGGAGGAGAUAAUAUUAUAUAAACUGUACUGAGCUAUUGUUAGCAGUCAUUCAGCAUGUUUCCUUAGAGAACAUUGUGUCGAGGAUAAUACAUAUCAUAUUUGCUGGACAUGUGUAAAGCAUUCAGAAAAUAUGAGAAUGACAAAAAACACACACGAGAGAGAGAUAAAUUAAUCGUGGCUUUAGAAUAUUUUUCUGCGGAGUGCAUCUCUUUUGUGGCCAAAGAAAAUGUUUAAUGCUUGCUGUGAAUAAAUAAAUAAAUACUAAAAAUAAAAAUGAUUUGCAUUAAAUUUGCAGAUUGCAAUAGGAUAUUAACACUACAGAAAAGUACAUUCAUUUUUCCUUGAUUAAAUUAUAUCUAUUUAACUGUGGGAUGUAGAACCUCAUUAAAACAGAGUAAAAUAAAGCAAUUUUGAGUAUGAUAUAGCUAUGUAAACAAUUGUACUCAUUUACAUAUUUUACAUUUGAUUCCGUUUACACAUUUAUUAUUCACUAUGCAAAUAUUGUUGAAGUUACAUUUACAAGUAAAAUCUCAGAGACACCUCCGAGCUUACAGCAACAUACAGAAGGUUUUGGUGGUGAAUUUAUUCGACAGGAAAACAACAUUAUUCAGCAAGGUUACAUGGAAAUGGUGCCUCUAAACCCUGAUUCCAAAUUCAGACUCUAAUUGGUUGUUUUCAAACCCUUAAAGAAAAACAACAACAACAGCUGGAAUAAAUUCACACCUAAACACACAGACCCCAAUUUUUUGUCACUGCGUAAUGUAUUUACGAAUAUAUUUGUUUUUGUUUUUUUGUACUUUACCACCACACCAAUGCAUACCGCCAGCAUUAACAAUGUAUGCAAUGAUUUCUUGUCCUGGAAUUUUCUGUAUUGAUCACACAUGGGCUUCCAUACAUACACAAACACACUUGCUUUCACACUCCCCGUGGAACUUCCUGCUAAUGCUGAAACGGUCACUUAAAAUGCUGUCCAUAAGAAGGCGACCUAAACAAUGAUUACUAUUAUUCGUCAGUCUGAUGACUUCAUGUCUGCAUGCAGAAAAGAAAAUGCUGUGUAGGAAAAGGCUUUUUGGCAAUUUUAUCCUUCGUAGUCAGCCAAGCAGACACAUCAAGAGGAAGUAAAUGUGCUUUUCCUAUUCCCAAGGCACAGUGGACACAUUUACACAAUGAAACAAGUAGUUAAGAGGGGCUGUGCUAAAAAUAAAUCACCCAGGCAUCAACCAAGCCUACCCAUAACUUCUCCCAUGUGUCUCCUAGCGUUACAUCUGGCGAGCGUCAGGGGGGUAGUUUCUCAGACAAACGGUAACAGAGCGGUGCAGAACUCUUCCCCUGCUCACUGGAUCAGCAGCAGAUACAGGACUGUGGGCGCAGAGAAUCCAGGAAAUUCCUUCAGACGUUGGAGCAGGGAUCUUGACUUGCGUGUCUGUUAUUGGAAAAGCUGACAGGGUUGGAAGGGGGGAUUGUAACUGCCUGGAGUCAGUCGGAAACAGAAAGAGAGAGAGAGAGAGAAAGACAGAGAAAACAGGCCUCAUGCCGUCUUUAGUGUCUUGAUCUUCUUUUAUAUUCCAGUCACACCCUCUUUUUCUAUGUGAACUAGCUGGGACUUCAGGUUGAGAGUCAUGGUUAGGAUGAUGACCCCGGAACAGUGCCCUCAUAGGAACAAUGUCCAGAGCACUGAAAAACCACAAGUGUAUAAAGUGGGGAUCUACGGCUGGCGGAAACGUUGCCUUUACUUCUUUGUCCUCCUCCUCAUGAUCCUCAUCGUGGUCAACCUCGCUCUCACCAUCUGGAUCCUGAAAGUUAUGAACUUCACUAUAGACGGUAUGGGUCACCUGCGUAUCACUGAGAGAGGCUUGAAACUGGAGGGUGAUUCAGAAUUCCUUCAGCCGCUGUAUGCCAAAGAAAUCCAGUCCAGACCAGGAAGUCCAUUGUUUCUGCAAUCAUCUAAGAACGUGUCUGUCAACAUCCUCAAUGAGAAGAAGCAAUUAGUAUCUCAACUUGUUGCAGGCUCUCGUGGAGUUCACGCACGGGGCAAAAUGUUGGAGGUAAAGUCAAGUUCAGGGAAGCUGCUGUUCUCUGCUGAUGACCAUGAGGUGGUAGUCGGUGCAGAGAGAUUACGAGUUAUGGGAGCGGAGGGAGCCGUGUUCAGUAACUCCGUGGAGACACCACACGUGAGGGCCGAGCCCUCUAAAGAGUUGCGGCUCGAGUCUCCCACACGUUCUCUGUACAUGGAGGCCCCUAAAGGUGUGAAAAUAGAAGCUGAUGCAGGUGAUUUCCAAGCAACCUGCAGGAGCGAUUUGCGGCUGGAGUCUAAAGAUGGAGAGAUCAGCUUGGAUGCCAAAAAAAUCAAGCUCCUACGUCUACCAGAGGGAAAAGCCUCCCCCUCUGGAAGCAGACAGACUGUCUACGAGGUGUGUGUUUGUCCCAGUGGAAAACUCUUCUUAUCACAAGCAGGAACUGGCUCCACUUGCCAGAUCAGCAACAAUAUAUGCCUCUAAAUACUUACAAACUCACUUACACACACACACACACACACACAUACAUAGUACACUUGCAUAUACAAAGGACCUGUUCCUCUUGAAAAAUUCAACCUUUACAAGAACUUGACAAGGAUUUUCUCAAGAUUCGUGAAAACAGUUCGGAGUGACAUUCGCUCUGAGAGCAAAACAAUAUCUGAAUCAGAAACUUUCGAGGUGAUCACCAGAACAUGAUGACAGUUGCCAUUCAGAUCCAAACCUUGCAUUUUCUCUUCCAGAUUUAUUAUUAUUAUUAGUAUUAUUAUUAUUAUUAUUUUGGAGCCAUUUCACUGAAGAGAGUCCUGUGGAUGCUUAUCUUUUAUAGCACCUUUUUUUCACACCAAAAUAGAAAUGGUGUCAUUAUUUACUCACCACUGUGAUGUUCCAAACCCAUUUUUAUUGUUUUCUUUUAAAACAUCUCCUUUUGUGUUCCACGGAAGAAAGAAAUGUAUACAUGUUUGGAACAACAUGAGGGUGAGUAGAUUAUGAUAAAAUUUUCAUUUUUGUUUGAACUAUCUCUUAAAAACAAUAUUCAGUUUUCUUUCCUGAAGUCAGUACUAUUGGUAACAUGACAUUUGUACUAUUAUUCCAUCCUGUUGAUGAACAUCUACAGCCAUCUUUCGCAACACACAACAAACUGAUGUUUCAAUGGGACACCUCCCUAUGAUGGUGAUCACCUGUACCCAAACUGCGCUUGCACUGGGUUUGAACCCAUGCAUCCACACUGUUCAAAAAGGAGAACAGCGCCUGUGCCUUAAUUCAAUGCACUUGUGAUGAGAAGCACAUCCCACUGACUUUUAUUUACAAAAGGAGACUUACAUUAAUUUAGGUUACUUGCCUUGUGCUCCCCCGAAUUAUAAUUUUUUAAUUGCGUGAAAAGUGGAGAGAACAUUUUUGACACCCAAUGACCCCAGCUGAAAAUAACUCACUUGUUAUGUUGCUGAUAAUGUAUUUAAUUUGGACUGGAGAAGAGAGUGUGAUUUGAUUUUUUUUGUUUUUUUUUUUUUUUUUUUAGUUUUGGGUUGGCACAGAAUGAAGCUAGUUGAGUUUGGGAGAAACAUUUUCAUUUUUGACUGUGUAUGUGUGAUAUUAAGUUGAUUAUAAAUGUUUUAUUUCUUCUUUCUGUAUGAUUUAACACUUAAAUGGGAUAAACAAACCAGAGACAAACAAAUAAAAAAGCAAAACUGUCAUUCUGUCAUAUAUUUUGGAUUUGUUGUAAAUGUAGGAAUUGAAGUUCACAUUUCCCAAGAUUAAAUGAGGAAUUUGUUUGCCUUGUGUGACAAAUGUAACAUGACUUUAUUAUACUAGUAAAUUAUAAAUGACACCAGUUAAAAUAUCUACACCGAUAAAUAUGUUUUUAAGGAAUAGUUCACCCAAAAAUGAAAAUGUUGUCAUCAUUUACUCACCAUCAUGCAGUUCAAACCCAGAAUUAUUUUAUUUGCUCUUUGAAACACAAAAGGAGAUCUAAGGCUGAAUCUCCAAACAGCUCUUUCAUACAAUGAAAGUGGAAAGUGACUUUAAAUGCCAUGUAAGAAAGCACCAUAAAAGUGGAAUAACAAUAUCAUACUAGUGUCAUAAAAGCAGUCCAUAUGACUUAUGCACUAUAUGUAUAUAUUAGCAUGUAUAUUUCAACAAAUUAUCAUUAUUAUUCAUACGUAUUCAUACAUAAAGUGUGGUUCUAUCACACAUAAAAAAUUGUGUUUGCUUGGACAUGGGCAUUUACAAUAUCAUCGUCUUGACAGCAUCUAGAAACAUAAAGUAUCAUCCUUUGAACAAUUUUAGAGAUAUACCAUUGUUUACUAACAUUUGUGACACCAUACACACAUUUCACGUGUAUCCAAACAUGCAAACGUAUACGUGUGAACACUGCGUAUAAAUAUCUACAAAUAGUCGAGAUCACCCUGCUAUACAGUAUUCUACAUCAUACGGUAGCUUUGUGAUGAACAGACUAAAAUUUAAGGCAUUAUUCACAAAAGAUCUUACCGUCUGUCAAACCUGAAUAAAAGUCGUCAUUUUUAUUUGUAUAGCGCUUUUCACAACACACAGUUUCAAAGCAGCUUUACAGAAAAUCAUGCAUUAAAAAAAGAAAAAUGAAACUGUAAUAUAUAUAAAGUCUAAGAGUGAUCGCUGUGUAGUUUGAUUAAAUAUGAUUGCAAAUUGUGUAUAAAAAUUAAAUAAUUAAAUAAUUGUAUUUACAAAACCGAAAAUUAGUGACAAUUUUUUUUUUUUUUAAAUGGGUGAACUAUUCCUUUGUCAUCAAGCAGGAUUUUUUUUUUUUUUUUACAGAAAUUGUAUCUUUAUAUUCUUGCUUCACCUCUGCAAAUAUCUAUAGAUUUGUAUCUCAUUUGUUUGCCAAAAUUAAAAAUAAAAAUGGAUACAUUGUUUUUGAUUUAGAUAUCAAUUGACCAUAAUGUCCCAGUGAAUUCUCCUGCUAAAUUACAGUGGUUUCACACCCCAGCUGGUAAAAUCCCUGUGACAUAGCCAAAAAGAGAGAAAAAAUGUAUGUAAUUGUCACUUUACCUCAUUAGCACUGAACCCACUAAAUUUGAAGCGAUGAGGAGUGACAGCUGUGAUCAUUGCGUUGAAAAGCUGAAGCACUUAGCAAUUGUUGACACCCUAUUAACAUGCUAACUGCUAUGGGUAGUGAAAGGAGACAGAAACACUGGGAAAUCUGUAGGGAAAGACACAGCAUCACAGAAGGGCUUAAUCAUAUUCAUUCUCUUUUGAAUUUUCAGGGGAAUUUGAAAUUUGAUAGUGUGCUGUGUGUGAAGUGAUAGAUUGCUAGUGCUGAACUCUUGCAUGAGACAGAAAAGAUGGAAGCCAGUGACAGAGAUGAAAACCCAGUUUUCAUUUUUUCAUUUUUUUUUCUAUUGUUUUGUUUGUUUGUUUUUCUUGUUUGAGCAAAAAAUAUCAUAUGAACUAGUUUCACCUUACACCCUACUGUCACAUUUUUCUUUUUUCUUUUAAACAUAUCUGUAAUUUGUAUACAGUACCUCCCUGUUUCAAACGACUCGACUAAAAGCAGGACUUUAGGAUGAAACUUCUGUUGUUUGAUGUGUGCAUUAUCUUGUUUGAUGAAUUAAAUAUUUGUGCUAAAUAAAAGUUUUCUCUACAGCCA
Molecule: messenger RNA, 5703 nt
Organism: Myxocyprinus asiaticus (Chinese sucker)
Lineage: Eukaryota; Metazoa; Chordata; Actinopteri; Cypriniformes; Catostomidae
Product: delta-sarcoglycan-like
Exons: 8
Coding region: 1689-2567 (292 amino acids)
Biological process (GO): heart contraction; cardiac muscle tissue development
Cellular component (GO): sarcolemma; sarcoglycan complex
Source: RefSeq, a predicted model, not a curated record